AACGUGUCAUGAUUUCUUUAACCGUUUGACCGCCAUCGCAACAUCCCAAUUUUUUUACCCUUCCCUAAUCACUCACAAUCACUCCACAACUCUUCCCCUGUUUGCUGGAUCCACAUCUUCCCCCCUUCGCCAGAAAUUUUAUCUACCACUUCCCUCUUGAUUUUAUUACCUUUUCGGCAAAAUUUCCAAUUAAUUACACUUGUUUUUACCCUAAUCAAUCAAUUGCCUCCUCGGAUUAGUUUUUAUCCUUUUGAUUUCUCUUCAUGCUUAUCCCUUUUCCUAGACUGAUUUAGGCUUUACGAAUGUGAUUUGUUUUGUUUCUCUCUGUUUUCCAUCGUCCUCCUAAUUUUCACCGCGGUGAAAACCUACCCACGAACAGUCAUGGCUGAAUAAACAAUCGUCACACCACUUCACACUCAGAUCGGAGCCCAAAAAUCACCAUGAGAGGAGCGGUGCUCGUCGCCAUCGCCGCUACAGUAGGCAACUUCUUACAAGGAUGGGACAAUUCCACCAUUGCAGGGGCGGUGAUUUACAUAAAGAGGGAAUUCAAUCUCGAGUCCCAACCCACGAUGGAAGGCCUGAUCGUGGCCAUGUCGCUGAUGGGCGGGACGGCGAUCACGACGUUCUCCGGUCCGGUCGCCGACGUGUUCGGCCGGCGGCCGAUGCUGAUCCUCUCGUCGAUCUGUUACCUCGCCGGGAGCCUGGUGAUGCUGUGGUCGCCCAACGUCUACAUCCUGCUGCUCGCCAGGCUGCUCGACGGGUUCGGGAUCGGGCUCUCCGUCACGCUCGUCCCGCUCUACAUCUCCGAGACGGCGCCGUCGGAGAUCAGGGGCACGCUGAAUACUCUGCCGCAGUUCCUGGGAUCGGGUGGGAUGUUCAUGUCGUAUAUAAUGGUGUUCGUCAUGUCGCUCCAGGAUUCGCCCAAUUGGAGAGUGAUGCUUGGCGUUCUCGCGAUUCCUUCUCUGUCUUUUCUGGCGCUGACGGUGCUCUUCUUGCCGGAAUCGCCCCGGUGGCUCGUCAGCAAAGGGAGGUUGGACGAGGCCAAGCUCGUUCUGCAGAGGCUCCGCGGCAGGGACGAUGUUGCAGGGGAGAUGGCUCUGCUUCUGGAAGGACUGGGCGUGGGGAAAGACCCGUCCAUAGAAGAAUACAUAAUCGGGCCAGCCAACGACGGGCUUCACGGCGGCGAGCCGCCGGUGGACAAGAUGGGAGAAGUCCGAUUGUACGGCGCCGAGGAAGGCGUCUCGUGGGUGGCGAAGCCGGUGACCGGACAGAGCACUCUGGGAAUUGUGUCACGGCAGGGCAGCAUGGCGAACCAGAACAUACCCCUAAUGGACCCGCUCGUCACUCUGUUCGGAAGCGUCCACGAGAGCAACCUCCCCGGCGGCGGCGGCGGCGGGUCCAUGUUCGGAAGCAUGCGCGGGAGCAUGUUCUUCCCCAGCACCUCCAGCAUGCUCAACAUGAUCACCGGCCCCGGCAAUAAUCAGGUAGAUUAA
Messenger RNA from Linum tenue, 1493 nucleotides. NCBI's taxonomy places the organism in Eukaryota, Viridiplantae, Streptophyta, Magnoliopsida, Malpighiales, Linaceae. The record is from the annotation of a GenBank genome assembly.